Messenger RNA from Anisakis simplex (herring worm), 720 nucleotides. The record is from the annotation of a GenBank genome assembly. NCBI's taxonomy places the organism in Eukaryota, Metazoa, Nematoda, Chromadorea, Rhabditida, Anisakidae.
AUGUAUUCGUCAUUUGUGAUGAACUCGAAGAAUAUACAGAUGCCAAUGGACGCCUACAACAACACUCAGUUCAUGUCAACGUCGCCACCUCAAAUGAUCAACACGACGCUGUCACAAUUCGGCAUCAACACAGCAGCAACUCCAAAUACGUCGUUAUCUGCAUAUAAUCUUCAACAUCUGGCAUCUAGCAACAACCUCAAUAACAAUCCACAAUCUAAUGGCAUAUCACCGUUUGUGUUACAUUCAAAUCAGCAACAACUUCAGCAGUUAGCACUAUCACCUCCAAUUGUAACAUCUCAAUUAGUCAUGCCCUCAGGCGCAUCUUACGUCAAUAACGUUCCCGAUAUCAACACCAACACGUUCAGAUUGCAUCAGAAUAAUAUGCCAAUGGACGCCUACAACAACACUCAGUUCAUGUCAACGUCGCCACCUCAAAUGAUCAACACGACGCUGUCACAAUUCGGCAUCAACACAGCAGCAACUCCAAAUACGUCGUUAUCUGCAUAUAAUCUUCAACAUCUGGCAUCUAGCAACAACCUCAAUAACAAUCCACAAUCUAAUGGCAUAUCACCGUUUGUGUUACAUUCAAAUCAGCAACAACUUCAGCAGUUAGCACUAUCACCUCCAAUUGUAACAUCUCAAUUAGUCAUGCCCUCAGGCGCAUCUUACGUCAAUAACGUUCCCGAUAUCAACACCAACACGUUCAGAUUGCAUCAGAAC